Varroa destructor (honeybee mite) is the source of this 1580-nucleotide messenger RNA. Its product is annotated as FUN14 domain-containing protein 1-like. Gene Ontology annotation, biological process: autophagy of mitochondrion. NCBI's taxonomy places the organism in Eukaryota, Metazoa, Arthropoda, Arachnida, Mesostigmata, Varroidae. The record is from RefSeq and is a predicted model, not a curated record. Gene Ontology annotation, cellular component: mitochondrial outer membrane.
UAUAGCUGAUAGAUUUCUGGCGUUAUUUUAAUGUAAUUUCAACGUAUUAUAGCGCAUAAUCAGAGGUUCCGAGCAGCUGGCGGACAGCAAGAGGGUAUUCAGCUAUGAAAGGACCGACGGUUGCUAAAGAAGUUCGAGAUAUAGCAGAGCGUCUAAAGAUCGUUAAAAAAAAAAGGGAAAAUGAUUGGCUCGAUCGGGCUCUUGAAGAACUUUCGAAUGCAUCCCCUGCAAAACAAUGCGCCAUCGGAGCUGUCGUAGGCACAGUGAACGGUUUCGUGUGCGGCCGAGUGGGCAAAAAUGCAGCCCUUGUCAUCAGCGGCAGUUUCAUUUUGCUUCAGCUUGCAGCACACAUGGGCUAUGUCAAGAUUAACUGGAGAGCAGUUGAACGGGACUUAGCCGAGGCAAAACGAGAACUCAGUCGACGUCCCCAAGGCUUUAUCAGACCAGUUCUGGGGGAGGUAAAGGACUUCUUACAAGAAAACAUGUACCUCGGAGGUGGAUUUAUCGGCGGAUUUGUUAUUGGUCUAGUCACUGCCUAAGGGUUAUCCAGACGAGCCUAGAAUUGUGACUGCUGCCCAAACGUUUUGCAGAAUCCGUGUUCCAAGUAGUCUACCAAUUGGCUAUGAGCAAAAAGUACACGAACUUCUAUAUCAAAGAAGGGCAAAAAGAUUAUAUUAUUAUUAGAAGUCGGGCAUGUCUGUGCUUUCUAUUUCAAAUAUGCCUUUUCUCCAAAAUGCAUUACAGAUGUCUUUUAAGAUAUUAUUAAUAAGCGUAGUUUGAAGAAGAAACAAAGAAGCGUCCAUUCGAAUAUUGUUUGGUCUGAGAAGUGUACCUGGCUAAUGUUAAUACACGAGCGGUUCUGGUUAACGAGAUAAUCAGUGAGGCAAAUGACAGCCCAGCUCAGUAAGGUGUGUCGGGACAAAUGCGCAACGAUACUUAUACCUACGAUGAACUGCGCAGGAAAGGAAUACAGAGCACCAAACCAAUCAUUUGAGUUAAUUUUACUUGAAAAUGCUGAACAUCAUCGUCACAUUUUCCUUUAAGCUGAUUGAAUAGUUUAUGUUUUUGCUAAUAUUUCAUUCAACAAGGAUUUAGAGCCCUUGUAUAUGUAAUAGAUUAUAUUCGCGCACGGUAACUAUCCAUGUAUCACUGUUAUAUGGUUCGUUUUUUGCGCAUUAGCUUAGUUUCAGUUACGCUAAACACUUGUUUCAGGAAUUCAGUGUAAAAAUAUUUACUUCGCAUUGUAGUACGAUGCGGUUUAGCUAACCAAUUUUAGCUAAGUUCUGAAGGUCACGGUUUUUGCAUAUGAUAUUGCAAGGUACAAAAAUUAUUUCCAUAUGUACAGCUCUUAAAUUGUUGUAAUAGAUCCUCAAUAUUAUUACAGAUCGUUUAGGUUUUGCUGUAGUUUAUAAAGAGUAGUAGGUGGACCAUAGGGCAGGUAUCCAUCUAGAGUUUCUUUGUACGCGUCUUAUUUAGCAAUUGUCGCUCAGUCGUUUCAACGAUUUCGUAGAUAGUAGCUCUUCGUCCUAAUGAGCAGGUGUGACUGAAUAAAGCAACUCAAAGUUGAAUGUCUCGAGGUA